CCCAGGAAGCACGGGAACUGGAUGGACAAGGCAAGUCAGGGAUCAUGGCCACCCCAAGGCCAAAUACAAAAAAAGAAAUGAUGCAAUUCUUGGGUAUGGCCACUGUUGCCGCCAGUGGAUCGCAAGCUAUGCUGAAAUGACGGCUCCAUUGCUGCAACUGAUAUAUGACCAACCUAUGGCUGCAAAGGAAAGAAUUGAGUGGACCGAAGAGGGGGAACAGGCAUUUAAAAGGGUUAAGCAGGCGCCAGUCUCCUCAACCGUUUUGGCACUGCCAAAUUCAGAGAAACCGUUCAUCCAGACGGUGGGCAGUAAGAACGGAUAUAUGACAUCGGUCUUGCUACAAGAACACGGGGGAAAGAUGAAGCCCGUGGCAUACUAUUCUAGGAAACUGGAUCAGGUGGCGCGAGCACUGCCGACUUGCCUGCAAACAGUUAUUGUUGCGUCCCUCGCGGUACAAGCUUCCGCCACCAUAGUGUUGUACAGGACCUUAACACUGUGGGUCCCACACGCGGUCGCAGUACUGCUGUUACAACAAAAGAUCUCAUAUCUUUCACCGGCAAGACACCUUUCCUGCAUGGCGGUACUGCUUUCACAGCCUCACCUGACAAUCGAGCGAUGUACUAUGCUGAAUCCGGCCACCCUACUGCCAACCGAAGCGGACGGAGAACCACACAGCUGUUUGGAAGGAACAGACAAACUGGUCAUGCCACGUCCUGACCUGAAAGAUGUGGCGCUGAAGGAUCCAGACCUAACUCUAUAUAUUGAUGGGUCAUGCAAAAAGAAUGAGAUUGGAGAAAAUAUGGCGGGAAAUGCAGUCGUUGAUGACACAAGGAUCAUCAAGGCCGAAGCACUACCUAAGCAUUUCUCAGCGCAAGCCGCUGAAUUAGUGGCCCUCAUUGAAGCUUGUAAAGUGGCGAAGGGGAGGCGUGUAAACAUUUACACUGAUAGUGCAUCUGCCUUCUCCACUGUCCACGUUUUCGCAGCACAAUGGCGUAACCGUGGCAUGGUCACCUCUGCAGGAAAGCCUAUUUUACAUAAAGACUUGAUCCUGAAACUGUUGGAGGCAGUGUUGCUACCCGCAGCGACCAGGCGGCGAAAGAAGCAGGAGGGCGAGAACUGGAGGCAAACGAGGCCUUUGGGCUAG
Molecule: messenger RNA, 1144 nt
Organism: Leucoraja erinaceus (little skate)
Lineage: Eukaryota; Metazoa; Chordata; Chondrichthyes; Rajiformes; Rajidae
Exons: 2
Coding region: 137-1144 (335 amino acids)
Molecular function (GO): RNA-DNA hybrid ribonuclease activity; nucleic acid binding
Source: RefSeq, a predicted model, not a curated record